GUCAUCUAUUUUGGGUGUGACACAGUACAUAUUUCAUAGCAGGGCUGAAUCCUCUGGAACUAUCUUCUUCUUCUUCUUCUUCAUCACCACCAUGACCAUGCCAGGAGGUACAGGAAUGUUGUCCAAAGGAUGUCAGAAGAGAUUGCUCCUCAUCUUCAGUGUUUCUCUGUGGUCCAUAGUGACUGAGGCCAUCCAUCCGGACUGCGCCAUCAUUGCUCAGCACCUGAGGGCCCGCCAGGCCUGCGGCUUGGCGAGGUGGAGGGAAGUUCACAACCAGACCGAGCUCAGAGGCUGUAAAACGGAAUGGGACAACGUUGGAUGCUGGAGGACAGCCGACGUGGGUCAGGUGGCCAACGUGUCGUGCUCUGACGUCUUCCAGCAUUUCUCCAGCAGCCAAGGGUUUGUUUACAGGAACUGCACUGCAGACGGCUGGUCAGACAUGUAUCCGCCCUACGAGGAGGUCUGUGUUUUCAGUGACGACGGCGAGCCGGAAUCGGAGACCAAAUAUCUCUACACCUUCAGACAAGUCUACACUGUCGGCUACGCCACCUCGCUCAUCUCCCUCAUCACGGCCGUUGUGGUGUUCACAGCAUUCAGAAAGUUCCGCUGCACCAGGAACUACAUCCACAUCAACUUGUUCUCCUCCUUCAUCCUGAGAGCCAGCGCUGUUUUCAUUAAAGACACCGUGCUGUUUGCUGACCAGACGCUGGACCACUGCUCCAUGUCCACCACGGCGUGCAAGUCCGCUGUGGCCUUCUUCCAGUUUAGCAUCCUGGCCAAUUACUUCUGGCUGCUGGUGGAGGGCAUGUAUCUGCAGACCCUCCUGGCUCUGACCUUCGUCUCCCAGAGGAAAUACUUCUGGUGGUACAUCCUGAUUGGAUGGGGGCUCCCGUCUGCCAUUCUCAUACUUUGGAUCCUGACCAGAUUCUUCUUUGACAACAGAGGCUGCUGGGAUGACACGGACAACGUUGGCAUCUGGUGGAUCAUCAAAGGGCCAAUAACUGCUUCACUGCUGGUCAACAUCGUCAUCUUCGUCAACGUGAUCCGCAUUCUGGUCCAGAAGCUCAGAUCUUCAACCAUGUCUGGCAACAACGACAGUGGACAUUUUGUAAGGCUGGCUAAAUCCACGCUCUUCCUCAUCCCUUUGUUUGGAAUGCAUUACACGGUUUUCGCCUUCCUGCCUGAAACCACGGGAGUGGCAGCAAGACUCUACAUCGAGCUGGGCCUAGGAUCCUUUCAGGGUUUUGUGGUGGCUCUGCUUUACUGCUUCAUGAAUGGAGAGGUCCAAACAGAGCUGCGGAGAUGGCUGUGGAAGUGUCACAACCAGAGCCAUCGCACCCCCGCCAAGCGAAGCAUGGCUCAGAUCACGGUUCGAUGCCACGGGGGCCUGCGGAGGCCUCCUUCCACUGGCAACGUGUCGUCGGUAUGAGGCCAAUGUUCUUUACCAACACUGAAUGGACAAUAUUGAACAGCUGCUACAAGGAAAGCCACAGGAGUGUAUAUUGCAUGUAUUGGACAUGACUGCUGGAAGGUGGCGCUGUGGAGUCGAGUAUUAUUUAUCACAGCGGUGUCUCAUUCCCAUUUUGACCCGCGGGAUGACAGUAUAAUCCAAUAAACAACCUUCCCUUGCAGGGGGUUUGCACUGGAUCUCCAGGGGUAUGUCAGGUAGCAAUUUGUUGCCAUCUUGCGAGUAUUCCAAGAAGUUCAGGUCAGUGACCAUGAUGUGUACUAUCUUCACUUCUACACAUUUCCUAGUCAUGGUGCAGGAAAACAAAAAAAAAGAACCAACACAAAAAGUCAACACACAAGGUCACACAUAAUACAACCCGCUCACUGAACUUUGUGGAUAUUACAUGAAAAAUGAUCCAUUAUCAUAAAAAAAAAAGAAAAAAAAAAAAAAGGUAAUUGCACCCAUUUAAAUCCAUUGCAAAGCAUGAUGGGAAAAUGCAGAACAUUCUCUCCACACUUAUCUUCUAACUGCGGGCAGCAUGGUGGCACAGGGGUUAGUGCCUUCCUCCCACCUCCAAAGACAUGCACCUGGGGAUAGGCCCCUCCCACCUCCAAAGACAUGCACCUGGGGAUAGACUCCUCCCACCUCCAAAGAUAUGCACCUGGCGAUAGGCCCCUCCCACCUCCAAAGCCAUGCACCUGGGGAUAGACUCCUCCCACCUCACCUCCAAAGAUAUGCACCUGGGGAUAGGCCCCUCCCACCUCCAAAGCCAUGCACCUGGGGAUAGACUCCUCCCACCUCACCUCCAAAGAUAUGCACCUGGGGAUAGGCCCCUCCCACCUCCAAAGCCAUGCACCUGGGGAUAGGUUGAUUGGCAACACUAAAUGGUCCCUAGUGUGUGAAUGUUGUCUAUCUGUGUUGGCCCUGUGAUGGGGUGGCGACUUGUCCAGGGUGUACCCCGCCUUCCGCCCGAAUGCAGCUGGGAUAGGCUCCAGCACCCCCCCGCCACCCCGAAAGGGACAAGCGGUAGAAAAU
Messenger RNA from Nerophis lumbriciformis (worm pipefish), 2485 nucleotides. NCBI's taxonomy places the organism in Eukaryota, Metazoa, Chordata, Actinopteri, Syngnathiformes, Syngnathidae. The record is from RefSeq and is a predicted model, not a curated record.